UGAUACAGGAAAGGAAGGUAGUGGUUCAAACUAUACAUUUGCAUAAGAGUCAGAGUUAUCUUGUUGCUUUUGAGCAGCAGUAUAUUCUGUUAAGAGUUUAUCGGGUUUAUUGGAGAAGAUGGAGUUUGGAUUGAUCUUUUUCUUAUAUUUCUGGGCAGCUGUUGCCAAUGGAAAACAUGCAGAGCUGAAACUGGAGGCAGAUCAGCCGUUUCAGCGUGUCCCUCUAACCGAUGACGCCACAAUCCAAUGCUGCUACCGUUGUAAGGAGAAACUCCAAGCCAGGUGGAUCAUGAAACUUUACACAAAUAAUGGCACCACAGUGAGCAGAUUUGUAAAUCUGACAGAGGAGGAUAAGCCAAGGUCUGGUGCAAAUGGAGUCAUAUGCCAUUCAUUGGUACUGAAGAACGUCCAUAUCAAUGACACAGGCCUGUACAUGUGUUACCUGAAUUACAGCUUUCUUGGCAUUGACAUCUUUACUCAUGGCACCUUCCUCCAAGUCUACAAACCCUUAUACAAGACCCUGAACCUCAGUGAAAAUGCCAAGAACAGCAUCAUUACAGCAGAGGGGGUAUUGCUGCUACUGUGCGUGCUGAUUCCUGGCACCAUGCUCCUCUGUAAGUCAAAGAGGCUGAAUGAACUGGAGGGAAAGAAAAGAAGGGAGGAGGAGAAUAUCUAUGAGGGUCUAAACCUGGAUGACUGCAACUCAACGUACCAUCAAAUUCAACGCUCCCAAAUCCAAGGCCCUUAUCAGGAUGUGGCCAGCUGUGGAGAUGACAUUCAGCUGGAGAAGCCCUAGCUGUAUGCGGAGAGACAGGGAAAAGGACAAUAUUAAACAUGAUAUGCAUAAAGAUGAGAGGACAAAAUUAGGAUAAGUAGGAAGUGAAAUAACAGUUUAGAAGCCAGUGUUUAACUUUCAAUUAGAUUUGUAAUUUCAGCAUUCUGGAAGCCUGCUGUCAGUAUAUGUUUUUGCAUCUGUAUAAGCUUGUUUGUGUUCUGCAGUGGGUGAUAUCAACGUUUUGUGCUCAAGUGUUCUGUUUCUAAAGGAAUUUUCGAUAUGUGUCAGGUUUAAAAUAAAUCAAUUAAAACUGAAAUAAAGCUUACGUGUACAAACAGCA
This is a messenger RNA of Myxocyprinus asiaticus (Chinese sucker), 1115 nucleotides long. Its product is annotated as B-cell antigen receptor complex-associated protein alpha chain. The record is from RefSeq and is a predicted model, not a curated record. Gene Ontology annotation, biological process: B cell receptor signaling pathway; B cell differentiation. Gene Ontology annotation, cellular component: external side of plasma membrane; B cell receptor complex. Bases 119 to 796 code for a protein of 225 amino acids. NCBI's taxonomy places the organism in Eukaryota, Metazoa, Chordata, Actinopteri, Cypriniformes, Catostomidae. The transcript is spliced from 5 exons.